This is a messenger RNA of Gadus macrocephalus (Pacific cod), 2622 nucleotides long. Its product is annotated as adhesion G protein-coupled receptor F5-like. NCBI's taxonomy places the organism in Eukaryota, Metazoa, Chordata, Actinopteri, Gadiformes, Gadidae. Gene Ontology annotation, cellular component: membrane. The transcript is spliced from 9 exons. Gene Ontology annotation, molecular function: G protein-coupled receptor activity. Gene Ontology annotation, biological process: cell surface receptor signaling pathway; G protein-coupled receptor signaling pathway. Bases 1 to 2154 code for a protein of 717 amino acids. The record is from RefSeq and is a predicted model, not a curated record.
AUGCUUUUAUUGCAGGAGAGCGUGGAGCCGGGAAACAACUGUGUGCAAUAUAACUACAGCUUAAACUGCACGAUCUCCACGGUUACCACCAUCUGCCGCGUCAUAGACCACCCCUCCUUCGAGGCCCGCAGCCGGCUCAACAUCAUCACAGCAGCAGCAGUCAUCUGCAACAACACGCGGUACGGCGAGGGCGGGGUGGGGGACGAGUCCCGUCCCGGGUGUGAUAUCGGUUUGGAGGGGGAGCGCCUCGCUGAGUGCCAGGCCAGCGGGGUGUGGCUGACCCGGAUCAACACCUGCAUCCUCACCAGGAUCAACGACCUCCUGACCCAGUCCGAGAGUUUGAAUCAGAAUAGUGUUCCAACGUUCGUGGCAGACCUCAGUGGCUUGGUCAGCGACAAUCAAACCCAAAUAACGGAUUCCCCGGUCACCAUUUCAGCCAUCGUUGACAUCCUGACCAACGUGGGCAACGUGAGCACGGAAAUCGAGGAGGGCACCAUGCAGAGCAUCCUGAACACGGUGGAUGUGAUCGUUGGCAACGACACCAUCGGAUCGUGGGCUAAUCUGAACGCCAACCGAUCCCUCAACACCAGCUCCUUGUUCCUGGGCUCCAUGGAGACCAUCACCCAGUUCCUGAGCGGGGACGACUUCUCCGUCACCACGUCCAGCAUCCUGCUGAACAGAACCCAGUUAAGCGACUCCUUCAUGGCCGACAUCAACUCCAGCCUGGUCAUCAAUCUCCAGAACACCAACCUCACCAACACCUUCAUCACUACCAUCACCUUCUCCACCCUGAGCAACGUCCUGCCCCCCCGCACCAACACCAGCUUCAACGCCAGCUUCAACGCCAGCCAGGACGCCAACGCCACCGGGCCGGAGAUCCGGAUCAACGCGGCGGUGGUGCUGAUCCAGCUGAACGGGUCCAGGGCGCUGCGGCCCAACCUGACGCUGUCCUACCGCAAGCGGAACACCUCGCUCACCGAGGACCCGCAGUGCGUCUUCUGGAACUUCCAGCUGCUCGACUUUCAGGGCGGCUGGGACGAAGAGGGAUGCACCUUCGUCUCGGACGUGGACGACGUGGUGGAAUGCAACUGCGACCACCUGACCUCCUUCUCCAUGCUCAUGUCCACGGGCCUCCCGCCGGGAGCCGCGGAGGCCCUGGACAUCAUCACCUACAUCGGCGUGGCCAUCUCCAUCGUGAGCCUGGUCACCUGUCUGAUCAUCGAGGCGCUCACCUGGAAGGCCAUGACCAGGAACACCACCUCCUACCUGCGCCACGUGUCGCUGGUCAACAUCGCCGUGUCCCUGCUCAUCGCCGACAUCUGGUUCAUCGUCGGUGCCGCCAUCACCUCGGAGACGGACCCGACGGAGAUCGUGCCCCUGGCGGCCUGCAGCGCGGCCACCUUCUUCAUCCACCUCUUCUACCUGGCGCUCUUCUUCUGGAUGCUGGUGUCGGCGCUGCUGCUCUUCUACCGGACGGUCAUGGUCUUCUCCCACAUGUCCAAGGCCACCAUGCUGGCCAUCGGCUUCUCGCUGGGCUACGGCGCGCCCCUGGUCAUCGCCGUGGUGACGGAAGCGGCCACAGCGCCCCAGGUUCCCCAGGGGUACAUCCGGGACAACAACGGCUGCUGGCUGAGGUGGGAGGACACCUUCGCCCUGCUGGCCUUCAUCAUCCCCGCCGGGGUCAUAGUCUUCAUCAACUUUGUCAUCCUCAUCGUGGUGCUGACGAAGAUGCUGCGCCGCGGCGUUGAGAGCAGCCACGCCGAGGAGAAGAACACUCUGCUGGUCAUCUUAAGAAGCGUGGCCAUCUUGUUCCCCACCUUCGGGCUCACCUGGGCUCUCGGUGUUGGGUUGAUGGUGGCUCCGAGGAAUUUGGGGCUUCAUGUCACCUUUGCGCUAUUCAACUCCUUGCAGGGGUUCUUCAUUCUUGUGUUCGGGACUCUCAUGGACCCAAAGAUCCGAGCUGUUCUGUCCAGAACCGUCCCAGCCCUCAACUCCUCCUCCAACCAGACCCGGACUACCAGUGGAGGAGGAUCGUCGACUGGCAGAUGGGCGCUCCUCAACAGGAUACGAGGACGACGCGGUGUGUACCACGUGAUGGGCGCGGGUAACACCAGCAGCUCCAACACCGCAUCGGAAUCCUACCUCAACAUUUGAUUUUGAACGUUUGUUAUUCAAUCUUAAAGGGAUACUUCACCGGUGGAGAUAUGGAGGUUAUAUGAAGUAAAUAAUUCUAUGUAUCAUAAAUGUGCAAAAAAAAUUGAAAUCGGUUCAUCCUAGCCUGAGAAAAGGCAGAAAGUGUCUCUCCGGCUCAAAAGUAAGAAAUCCUCAAACUCCCACAGUGCAUUGCGCUCGCUGCAACGCCCGCCUGUUUCCGUUUGGAGGGGGAAGGACCCAUGGUCCUAGCGCAAGUGGUGGGCGAGCAAACUUUGUGUAAACAUAUCCCUGUGAUACGUUGACUAGUUUAGACUUCUGCCCUUGUUUUUUCAACGCAUGAUUUGUAUAUUACUGUACAGCAUGAAAACAUUUGCUGAUUACAGUAGCUCAGAAUAUCAAGUACUCAACCUUUUCACCCCAGUUGAAAUAAGUGUUUGUCUUAUAUAGUAGGCCUACUUUAGUAUAACA